Messenger RNA from Cooperia oncophora, 486 nucleotides. The record is from the annotation of a GenBank genome assembly. Lineage: Eukaryota; Metazoa; Nematoda; Chromadorea; Rhabditida; Trichostrongylidae.
AUGGAAGCGUAUUCGUCUGGAGAUGGUGAAAUCAAAAAAGAUAUCUUGUUGAAUAUUGCAGCCAAAUGUGGGCCGGAUCGAUUGGCUCUCAAUAACGCAAUUUCGAUUUACAGCAAGAAUCCAAGCUUAGCGCACGAAGUUCGAGAGGCGGCUACCCCCGUGCAUUUUAGACUUCUUCAGUCUAUCGGCAACUUGCCUGAUGGAAUACGACAAAUUUGUGACAUGAGAGCCCACUUGUUGCUGUUGAUGAAAACGGAGACAGAUAAAUCGUUGUUGCAUCGUCUCGAGAAGUCUGCCCACGAGCUGCUUGUUUUGUGGUUCUGUCAGGGUAAUAUGAAGCUGGAAAGAUUGACAUGGCAGUCUCCAGGAGAUAUUCUUCACAAGGUACAUAUGAAUUUCCUGCAAGUUCUAGCUCUAAUUGCCCACUUACGAGAUUGGUGCAACUUGCAAUUAGAAAGGAGCUCUUGGAUGAGGUCAAAUCUGUGA